Molecule: messenger RNA, 5161 nt
Organism: Larimichthys crocea (large yellow croaker)
Lineage: Eukaryota; Metazoa; Chordata; Actinopteri; Sciaenidae
Product: protein tweety homolog 3
Exons: 15
Coding region: 669-2333 (554 amino acids)
Cellular component (GO): plasma membrane
Molecular function (GO): volume-sensitive chloride channel activity; intracellularly calcium-gated chloride channel activity
Source: RefSeq, a predicted model, not a curated record
CACACACACACAUACACACACACACACACACACACACACUCCCUCACACACAUUUGCAGAGCUGGAGCUGCCGCAAAGCCCCGUCCUCCAGGGCUUUUUAAAACACCGUGUUUGCUUCACGCUCCUCCAACAAUAUCAUCCAGCGGUAAAUGCACUGAACCGACGGUCAUCGUAGGAACAGCGCCGAGACCGGAGCAGCGUUUAGGGGGGGGAGAGAAAGAAAAACGACGGCAUCGUCAAACUGUGAAAAAAAAAAGAAAAGAAAGGGGGGUAAAAAAAAAAAAAAAUAGAAAGAUAGUGGGUCAACGAGUUUAAGUUAAUCUGCCUUAGUGUCGUUGCUCUGCGGGAAGCUAGUCAAAACAACGAGGCGCCUCCGGUGAGAUGUGACCGUUAUUCCGUUAUUUUCAAAUGUGGUCGGGACUGCAGCCGUCGCAGCUAGCUCGGUACGGCCGCGUUGAUGCAGCAGCGCACGGGCUGUGUGUGUGUACACAUCCACCGUCGGAUCUGGGAGGAAGACAAUAGGCGAGAUAUAUCAGCCGGCCUGGACUCUCCUAAAGAAGACUACACUAAACGAGAGAGUCUGCAUCCGCUUCGGCUUCACUAGUGUCCGUGUGAGGAAUCGGGGGGUUAGAAAAGUGACGUGACAGCCGGCAGGUAGCCGGAUCAGGAUGGCGGCCGUAGUGAACUACUCUCCACCAUGGUGGGUGAAUCUGCUCCACCGGUUGCCCCAUUUCAACAUGGAGUUCCAGGUUGUGAGCAGUGACUUCAGGCCAGAGGACCCUGAGUACCAGAAGUCCAUUUUGCUGCUCGGCUCUGUGGCGUUGCUGUGUCUCGGCCUGGACCUCCUCUUCCUCCUCUUCUACUCGUUCUGGCUUUGCUGCCGGCGACGCAAGAGUGACGAUUCAUCGCACUCCCAUUCGCACUCCCAUCAGCCCAGUGCCGACUGCUGCUGCACCGCCUGGUGUGUCAUCAUCGCCACGCUCGUCUGCAGUGCUGGCAUUGCUGUUGGAUUCUAUGGAAAUGGGGAGUCCAGUGAUGGAGCCAGUCGUUUGGCAUACUCCCUCCGUCAUGCCAACCGCACCAUAUCCGGGGUGGAGAAACUGGUGUCAGACAGUGCCCUAGCCUUAAACCAGACAGUGGAGGAGAGCUUGGUUCAGUUGGAGACAGCCUUCCAGGAGCAGACAGACUACGUGUCCAUCGUCCAAAAGCUGCAGGGACAGCUGGAUGAACUGGUGAGGUUGAUGGUGGAUGUUCCCUUCUGGUCCAAUACUGACGUUUCCCUGGAGGACUUGGCACGCAAGACGGAGGCUUUUGAUUUUUACAGGUGGUUGGGAUACCUUGGCCUGCUGCUCUUUGAUGUACUCAUUUGUCUCCUGGUGCUCUUUGGCCUGAUACGCAACUCUAGAGGCACUCUGAUUGGAGUGUGCCUGCUCGGGGUUUUGACUCUGAUAAUCAGCUGGGGGUCUCUCGGCCUGGAACUGGCUGUCGCUGCUUCAGCCAGUGACUUCUGCGUUUCCCCGGAUACCUACAUCACCAGGGUAACCAAGGAAAACGCUGUCAUCGACCAAGAUAUCCUGCAGUAUUACCUGAGGUGCAGCUCUGGUCAGAUUAACCCCUUCCAGCAGAGGCUGUCGGGGAGUCACAAAGCAUUGGUGGAGAUGCAGGAUGAUGUGGCAGAGCUACUUAGAUCAGCAACACGUGAUUAUGCCAACACCAAGGGAGGUCUCGAGCAAAUCCAGUCUGUGCUAAAUUCCACCGAGGUUGGUCUCCACCAGCUGACUGCUCUGGUCGACUGUCGCAGCCUACACAUGGACUACGUUCAGGCGUUGACUGGGCUGUGUUAUGACGGGGUGGAGGGUCUUAUCUAUCUGGUUCUCUUCUCCUUUGUCACUGCCCUGAUGUUCUCCUCCAUUGUGUGCAGCGUGCCACAUACCUGGCCUGGCAAGAGGACGGAUGAGGAGGACGGAGAGGACGAGUCGGGUGCCUCACGGGGCGGUGUGCACGAUAACCUGUACCGCGUUCACAUGCCCAGUCUCUACAGCUGUGGCUCCAGCUACGGUAGCGAAGCUAGCCUGCCCGCUACAGCCCACACUGUCAGCAAUGCCCCCGUCACUGAAUACAUGAGCCAGAACGCAAACUUUCAGAACCCUCGGUGUGAGAACACCCCCCUGAUUGGCAGGGAGUCCCCUCCACCCUCUUACACCUCCAGUAUGAGGGCAAAGUACCUAGCCACCAACCGACCGGACCAGAACCGACGCUCCGUUCCCAAUGACCAACUGGACCCGGCUAGCCGGCCACACCCCGCUGCCCGACCACAGUCCUCAGUUCACUAGAGACCAGAUUCGCAUCAGUUCACAUCCCUCCCUCAGUACUGCCUGAAUCCAGUUCGCACAGCCAAUGACAAGAUCCAACUCCACCAGAGCUCAACCAGAGCUGAGCGUUUUUAAAAGCACCAACAGGACCCCCAGGUUGUAAAGGUCCACGAAAUAUCACCAACACAGACCGGUACACCCAGAAAUAACACAACAAGCUCGGACUCAUCAACCAAGCACCUCAGCAAAGGACUGCACUUUGAAGGUCAACCCACGAUUAUCCAAAAAAUGAAAAGUCGACCCCAGAAGAUCACAGUUUCUACACCACUGCUCGUUCCACCGCUGCUGUGAUGGAAAGCACCCUGGCUCCGUCUCCAGUUUCUUCUUCUUCUUCUUCUCUGCUGGGAUCCGUACACUGCCCUCCAGUGGAGACCGCCACGCCGCUCUCACUACUCAAUUCCCAUUCAGACUACACACUCACACACAGACAAGUGCACACACACAUGCACACACACACUGUACAGAGCUGUAAAUAGUAAACGUGUGCUUUACUCUGAUUUCAUGAAAAGUAGACUGUUGAAUCAUUACUGGUAAACGUGGUGUGCUGAGUGUUUAUCAUGGAAAUUUUUGCUGUAUCUCAUACACACACACACACACACACACACACAAAUAGGCGGACACAUCUAUAUAAAUAAUAAGCCAGUGAAUCAGAAAGCCAUGUUUAGAUAGAAACAGUACCAACACGUCCAGAUUCUCUUUAGCUUAAAAUUGUUGUCUAAGACUUGAAUCGUGAGCUUGAAAAACAAAGUGUGUCUCUCUCCAUAUUUGUUUACGUGCACAUAUGGCAUCGGUUAAUGCAUUUUGAACAUGAGCCAGGAAUCCUGUUGUGGAAUAACUUGUGAAUUUUUGGGAACUGGAGCGAGAAAUUUCGGGACAUAAGAAGGCUCAACUGGUGCCAAAAAACUCUGAAUAAUGAGGGAUGCCUGAUUCUGUCCUCUUCUCCUUACUGCCUCCAGAUGUCUUGAAAAAAGGGGGGAAAAACUCAUGGAAUGUUUUCCCUUUGUGAAGGGAACAACGGAAAGACACUUGAAAAAGGAGAACGACUGAAAUGGAGUAAGACUCACUGAAAAUAGCGACUACACAUUUGUCAGGUGCUAUGUAAGCCAGUCAAGGUCCCACCAGAGGACGGUCGGGGACUUUUUGUUAUUUUAAUAUUUUGUUUUCAUUCAGGGAUGUGAUCAGGAAUAUAAAAAGCAGUAAAAAAAAUUAAACAGCUUUUCGUUAUUACUGAACGGAAGUCCCGAAAACCUGAAAAAACAAACAUGUCCCUGAUUUAAAAAAAAAAAAUGUUACAUAAAAGUGUUGAUCGAGGAAAGUGGGUGUUUUUUUUUUUUUAUGUUUUAUCAUAAGCUGAAAUUCGGGAUGUGAUACUGUGACCAACUGUAGUAUUCUGUUUCUGCUUCUAUACUCUUGUUCUUCUUCCUGUGCUUUUAUUUUGUUAACUGGUGACCUCAGAUCGACCUUUAGCCACCAGUAGUUUUAAGUUUUUUCCAUUUUUUUUUUUUUACCCACAAGCACAAAUGCUCUUCAAGGUGACUUUGCGAGAUGGAGAAGUAAAACUGCCUGGGACACUGCCAGUGGUUUUCCCUCCCACUCUAAAAAAAAACAAAAAACACACACACUCUGUACAGUGUAUAAAAAAAACAACUGUAUUUGUGAACCUGUGUGUGUGUGUGACAUCACUGCAGCGUGAUUGGCUAUUGCUCUAUCUCAGUGUUACUGUGUGUAAGUACAGUGAUCGGUGUGUCUGACUGGCAGCAAGCAAGGGCCAGCUUAUCUAGCCUGAGUCAUUUCUACACAGACGCCGCGCAUGCCCUCAUACACACACACGCAUAUUAAAAUACACACACAUACAUGCUGUACAGACAUCCACAUUCAGUACACACGCCCAUAGUUUCUUAUAAAACCCAUCCUUCCCCACUUUUGUCCUGUUUACAUUCACCUUUAGAGCUGUAGUAACUACAUGCCCUCCCACUGCUGACAUCACACUGAUAACCAUUUGCAUCAUGGGUAAUGUAGUUGGUAGAAACCUGGAAUCUAGUAGUAGAGCCCUAACAAUCAAACACCUUCCAACCACCAUUCCUGUACAGCAUUUUAAUAUGUUAUUAUUAAUCAAUGACCACUUCUCGUAUUAGCGAGACAAUCUUACAUGUGUGAUUUUACUAGAAAGAAAAAUGUCCAUGUUAUGGUAACAAUGCUACCUAUGGUCGAGUACUUUACAGUGUUUUUUUUUUCACCAUCGAUGCAAACAAUGUUAAGAUCUGUGGGACUAGUCACUGAUUAAUGGCCUUUCAUAAUGUUUUUAAACUCUUACAACACUCUUCAUAUCACAUGUUUUUUUCUCUGUCUUGUAAAAGUCAAACUUUAAAGAUAAAAUAAUAGCUAGCUGUUUUGUAGGAGAAUAAAGGCAAGAGCAGCGUUUUUCCUCUCUUAUUAAUGGUGAAUGACUCUCUGUCUUGCAAUGUUUUCAUAAAACUAUUCCAGUGUCAUCUGCACACCUGACUUAAAGUUGUAUUUGAAUUCCUGUGUGGUGCUUUCUUGGAUUAAAAGAAGAAGAAAAAAAGGUCCACACUCAUGUUUAAGAGUCAGUAAUGUUCGUGUGUGUGUGUACACAGGACUUCAAAUACACCUCUGUCCAGAUGUGACAGACAAACAAUGUUUUCUAUGGCUGUUUUUAUUUUCCGAUGGUUUAACUAAGAUAUUAAUGAUGUACAUGUCAAAACUGUGGUAAUGAUAUCAUUCAGCCUGGAAUAAAUGUUUUAAAAAAGAAAUUAAAGCAACUUUAACAU